Molecule: messenger RNA, 750 nt
Organism: Helianthus annuus (common sunflower)
Lineage: Eukaryota; Viridiplantae; Streptophyta; Magnoliopsida; Asterales; Asteraceae
Exons: 2
Coding region: 1-750 (249 amino acids)
Molecular function (GO): nucleic acid binding; zinc ion binding
Source: RefSeq, a predicted model, not a curated record
AUGCUAAGUGCAGAGUAUCGGGAGUUUAUGACUCCCUCGAAAUAUGAGACUCUCACUGAAAUCAUUAAUACUGCUCGAGUAAGGGAGAUAGAGCUGAAGAAGCAAAUAGAGAGAGGUGAAAGAAGGGCACAAGUUGUAGAUCCAAGCCCUACGAAAAAGGCGCGUACAACUGAAUCAUCUAAGAAACAGGAUGGGAAAGGCGGGUCGCCGAGUUGUAAGGUUUGCGGAAAAGGGCACAAGGGCGAGUGCCGGUUUAAAGAUAAGCCGUGUCCUAUAUGUGGGAAGACAGGGCACACAGCUGCAUUAAGCCCGGGGAAGGUGUCAGUGUGUUAUAAAUGCUACCAGCCGGGUCACAAGAAAUCUGAAUGCCCGGAGCUAGUCGGGAAGAAGGAUGGCAAGGAUUCACAUACAGAUACUCCAAAGGCAAAAGCCAGAUCCUUCCAGCUAACUGCGGCCGAGGCAAAAAUGGAGCCCGAUGUGGUCUCAGAUUGUAAGAUGAGUAUCGACGGUGAAGAAUACUCAAUAGACCUAAUUUCGAUGUCUAUGGGAGAAUUUCAAGUAGUGGUCGGGAUGGAUUGGCUAUACCGACAUCACGCGAAGGUUGUGUGUUUUCGUAAGGAGAUAAAAUUAACAUCUCCAAGUGGGAAACAUGUUACCAUUUAUGGCGAGAAAGGGGGUAAUCCCGUGAUAUGCACGAUGCUGAAAGCUCACAUACUUAUGACGCGUGGAUGUAGAGCGUUCAUGAUAUAG